AUGCCGUCGUCAGAGUACACAUCCGCAGGCGGUGGGCUCAAGCUCAAGGGCGCGAAAAAUGCCGGCAUAGAAAAAAAGCGCAAGAAGAAGUCGUCCAAGUCAUCAGCAGCCGUCGCAGGCGCAGCUUCGUCCAAAGACACCACGCCCGCCAGAGACGCCGUCAACCCGGAGGACACGACAGAUCUGGAGCAAAGAGAAAAGAACAAGGAUCAAAGUCUCAUUCCAGAUGAUGGAAAGACGGAAUAUGAGAGACGACAUGAAGAGACAAGACGCAAACGCCUCGAGGAAAAGUUGAUGCGCGAAGGUGUCAAGACUCACAAAGAGCGCGUUGAAGAGCUGAACAAAUACCUCUCGACUCUGAGUGAGCACCACGACAUGCCUCGCAUCGGCCCUGGAUAA
Molecule: messenger RNA, 399 nt
Organism: Aureobasidium subglaciale EXF-2481
Lineage: Eukaryota; Fungi; Ascomycota; Dothideomycetes; Dothideales; Saccotheciaceae
Exons: 2
Coding region: 1-399 (132 amino acids)
Cellular component (GO): nucleolus
Source: RefSeq, a predicted model, not a curated record